UAUUACAUGUUUUAAAUCAAAUACUUUUUACCGCGAGUGAUUUGAUUUGAUAAGAUUGUAAACAAAAAUCAAUACAAAAUAUUAUUUAACUAAGCUUACGAUAUGCCACAAGAAAACAGCUGGAUAUCCGACAAUGAAAUACAAGGCGCAAGACUAAUACCACGUGGGGGAAAAGAAGUUCUUUCCGGUUUCGAUUUCCCAGUGUUUUACUUCGGAGGUCAAGGGUCAUUCGUGGACACGUGCAUGAGGGAAGAAGGCUACAGUAUGUCGGAGUUUAAAGGUCAGGGGUCAUUCGUGAACACUUGCUUAAGGGACGAGGGCUACAGUAUGUCGGAGUUUAAAAAACCCAAGCGAGAAGACAAGUCAGCCCAAGAUCUUAGCUUCGUUCUGCCUCGUUCUGGGGGUGACAUGGAGCCUCGUUCUGGGGGUGACAUGGAGCCUCGUUCCGGUGAUUGCACAGAGCCAACGUGUGGAGCAGAGGCUCAAAACACUGAAUCAGUCUGA
Physella acuta is the source of this 504-nucleotide messenger RNA. RefSeq lists its product as uncharacterized. The record is from RefSeq and is a predicted model, not a curated record. Lineage: Eukaryota; Metazoa; Mollusca; Gastropoda; Physidae.